AUGGGUAUCGACGACAUCGUCUCGUCGUCGACAUUUGGGCGGAUAUUUCGUCUCAGAGGCUCUGGCCAUCCGGACGAGGUCCCUACAGCUACCUUCCUCAACGAACUCCGGGCUGGAGUAACAACCUUUGCGACUAUGGCCUACAUCAUUGCCGUCAACGCUGCUAUCCUCUCACAAACUGGAGGGCCUUGCGAAUGUGACCUACAAAACAGAAUGGAUUGCGAUACCUUGGAUUCAUACGCCACUUGCAAGGAAGAUGUGCGGAGAGAUUUGAUUACCGCAACAGCUGCCGUGGCUGGAUUCUCCAGCUUUUUGUUCGGGUUCUUCACGAACUUGCCCGUUGCUCUCGCACCGGGCAUGGGCCUCAACGCUUACUUCGCUUUCCAAGUCGUUGGCGUGAAUGGCACCGGAGCUAUACCAUAUAGACUCGCGCUGACAGCAGUUUUCGUUGAGGGCUUGGUCUUUAUCUUCCUUGCCUUGACCGGAAUGCGUCAAUGGCUAGUCAAAUUGAUUCCUGCCACCAUUAAAACCGCUACUGGGGUUGGUAUUGGCUUGUUCCUGACCGAGAUUGGUCUCUCGUACUCGGCAGGAAUUGGAGCUAUCACAGGCAUGUGCGACGGCGCCCUCAUGUCCAAUCCCAAGGUAAACUGUGGAUACCCCGGAGGGGAACUCGCGGUUGGAUGCAUGAUGAUCCGCCAAAUCACGGCCAUCAACUGGCGAUAUGUAGGAGACGCAAUCCCGUCAUUUGUCGUCCUAGCAUUCAUCCCGUUCAGCUACAGUGUGGCUUACGGACUCAUCGCGUAA
Parascedosporium putredinis is the source of this 804-nucleotide messenger RNA. The record is from the annotation of a GenBank genome assembly. NCBI's taxonomy places the organism in Eukaryota, Fungi, Ascomycota, Sordariomycetes, Microascales, Microascaceae.